GUUUAAACAACACCUCUCUACAUGGUAUCGUCAGUGCGUAGCUUGCACGCUCGUACAAAAUGGCCGACAUGCCGACUCCGACGGUGCAGGAGCUCCAAAAGUUGAGGGUUACAGACCUGAAAGCCAAGUUGUCAGAACUUGGCUUAGCGGUAUCAGGUCUGAAAGCAGAACUGGUGAACAGGCUUUUUGAGUUCUACAAAAGGCAAGCCCAAGCAGCACAAAUGGAAAGAGAGAGAGAAGCUCAAGCACAAAGGGAGCAAGCAAUGGCCCAGCAGCAGCAGGCAGCAGUGAUCCCCCCUCCCCAGCUGAUUCAGCAGGAGCAGGCCCCCCCACAGCUGCCACCCGUCCUGCAGCAGGCCCAGCAGCCGGAACCCCCUGCACACCCUCCCCAGCCUCCUUCCCAGCUGCAGCAGAUGGCUCCCCAGGUCCUGCAGCAGGCACCCCCCCAGAUGGUCCCCCCUCCACAGAUGGUCCCACCCCCUCAGAUGGUACCCCCCCAGUCUCAGCCCCAGAUGGCGCCCUCCCCUGUCUCGCAGCACCAGAUGAUGCCGCCGUCCUCCACCCAACCUCCCGCACCCAGGCAGCUCCAACCCCCUCAGAUGACACAGGCCCCCCCUAUGGGUGCGCCUACCCCCCAGGUGUCCCAGCAGCAGCACGUUGCCCAGCUGGCCCCACCCUCCCAGCCGUCGGCUCCACCACAGAUGGUUCCCCCUCCUCAGCUGCAGCCGGCCAGCUCUCAGCAGAUGCCUCAGGUUCCUGCUGCAGCUCCACCAGCCAGCCAGACAGCUGUCCUCCCCCCACCUGGCCUGGUCAUUCCAACUCCUCCCAAGGAAACUUCAGGUGAGGAAGUGAAACUGCGGCUGGCCCAGGAACAGGCUCGUAUCCUGGCUGAACAGGAGCAGCAGCAGAAACAGGUGCAGGAAGACCAGCUGUUGCAGCUGGGCCGUGCACAACAGCAGCUGCUGGAGGUGGAGAAGAUCCGUCAGCACCAGGCCCAGCAGGUGCAGCAGGUGCAGGAGGCCCAGCGGAAGGCCAUGGAGGAGCACCGCCUGCUGGAGGAGCAGAAGAAGGCCCAACAGAUCCUGGCAGCAGAGCAGCAGCGCAGGCUCGCUGAGCAGCAGCAGCGAGCCAUGAUGGAGCAGCAGGCUAAAGAGCAGGAGCUGAUGAAGCUGCAGCAGCAGGCUCUGAUGGAGAAACAGAAGGAGGAGCUUCAGCAGGCUCGCCGGCAGCAGGAGGACGCCAUGAGACGUCAGGAGCAGGAGCACAGGGACACCCCCCCUCCCGACAUCCCCCCACAGAUCCCCCCUCCAGGCCAGCAGGUCCCCCCACCCCCUGGAGUACCACCACAGCAGCAGAGAAACAUGGAUGCCCCAGGACCGCCGCCUAGGAUGAGAAUGAUGCACCAGGAAAGACAUCCCCUGCUGCCCACCCCACCCCCUGGCCAGCAGCCCCCGGGCACCUCAUCAGGACUUCUCCCUCCCCCUGGUACCAGGGUACCGCCAGGAGCGCCCCCUACCCGUCAUCCACCCCCAGGAACACAGGGACCCCCUCCUCGUGGCCCAGCACCCGGGCAGCGUGGGCCGCCCCCCUCCCAGCAGGGACCCCCUCCGUCGGAGGAUGAUCGUGGUGAGGACGCCCCCCCUCCUCCCCCCCAGCCUGAAGUCAAGCUGCCACAGGCUCUGGAGAAGGUCCUGUCCUUCAAAAGUGCCAGAGAACAGGAGAUUGCAGCCAUGCCUGAACCUGAACCUGAGGAGGAGGAUGCAGACAUGGACGAGCUCGAGUUUGAAGAGCCAUCCACAAAGGAUGAAGCACAGAAUAAGAAAGAGUCCAAGAACAAGCAGCGUAAGAAGAAGAAGAAGCGCAGGAAGGCUCGAGCCCGUCUGGAGCAGGAGAGGAACGAGCGUAACCUGGAGCUGCAGCGCGAGGCCGAGCCCGACGAUGUGGAGGUGGAGUACGUCACCGAGGCCGUGCACAUCAACAACCCUGCGUACGCUGAGUUCAACAGGAUAUUUGAAGCCUUCAAGCUGAAUGAGCCAGCCAAGGAAAAAGACAGGGGGGAUGAAGACCAUGCCUCAAAGAAAGAAGAGCCAAAACCAGAGAAGAAGCAACUUCUUGACAUGGAAGACCUGAUAGAAGAUGACAUGGAGGAGGAAAAAAAGGACGAUGGCCCAAAGCUGUCCAAGAAGAAGCUCCGGCGGAUGAACCGUCUGAGCGUGGCUGAGCUGAAGCAGCUGGUACAGAGGCCUGAUGUGGUGGAGAUGCACGACGUCACCGCACAGGACCCCAAACUGCUGGUCUGGCUCAAGGCCACCAGAAACACCGUCCCAGUCCCCCGUCACUGGUGUUUUAAGAGGAAGUACCUACAGGGGAAGCGUGGUAUUGAGAAGCCACCGUUUGAGCUGCCUGACUUCAUCAAGAGAACGGGCAUCAUGGAGAUGAGAGCAGCCUUACAGGAGAAGGAGGACCAGAAGUCUCUGAAGGCCAAGAUGAGGGAGAAGGUUCGACCCAAGAUGGGAAAGAUUGACAUUGACUACCAGAAACUACAUGAUGCCUUCUUCAGGUGGCAGACAAAACCUAAGAUGACCAUCCAUGGCGAUUUAUACUAUGAAGGUAAGGAGUUUGAGACCAGACUGAAGGAGAAGAAGCCAGGAGACCUGUCAGAUGAGCUCAGGAUUGCCUUAGGCAUGCCCGUAGGACCUAAUGCCAACAAGUACCCCCCACCGUGGCUGAUUGCCAUGCAGAGAUAUGGCCCCCCUCCAUCCUACCCUAACUUAAAGAUACCAGGUCUUAAUGCACCCAUUCCGGAGAACUGUUCCUUUGGUUACCAUGCUGGAGGCUGGGGAAAGCCCCCUGUGGACGAGACAGGGAAGCCCCUCUAUGGGGAUGUGUUUGGUACUAAUGCUGCAGAUUUCCAGACUCAAGUAGAGGAGGAGCCUGUGGAGCGCGGGCUUUGGGGAGAGCUGGAGUCGGAGUCUGAGGAGUCCGAGUCUGAGGAGGAGUCAGAAGAGGAGUCUGAGGAGGAGCCUGACAGGUCUGGCCUCAUCACACCUGGAGAGGGCGGCUUGAUCACUCCCAGUGGCACAACCUCCAUCCCCACCGGCAUGGAGACUCCAGACAUGAUCGAACUCAGGAAGAAGAGAAUAGAGGACGCCAUGGAGGGGGGAGAGACGCCCACCCUGUACACAGUCCUGCCAGAGAAGAAGGGCGGUCCUGUGGCCGGGGCCAUGAUGGGUUCUACACACGUGUACGACAUCGCUGCUGUAGCGGGAGGUAAGAAGGCAGACAUGGGGGAGGCAGGAGGAGUGGAGAUUGCCCUGGACCCCAGUGAGCUGGAGCUGGACCCACAGGCCAUGCAGACUAAGUAUGAGCAGCAGCUGAAGGAGCAGCAGAGUCAGUUGGAGAAAGAGGACCUGAGUGACAUGGUGGCAGAACAUGCUGCCAAACAGAAGAAACGCAAAAAGGCACAGCAGGAUAGCGGCAAGGCUGCCAAGAAAUACAAGGAGUUCAAGUUCUAAUGGGGGUGUUGAUGAAUAGACCACACGUGAAGGUCAUACCACAGCCCAGGGAAACUUAAUUUACUGUGACAGCUGUACAAGUGCUAAGAUCAGCUCCACAAAACUCCCACAGUUUAUUGUGUGGAAUGUAAAGGGGACGUAAUUAGUUGGCUGGGUACACCGACAGGUGGGACUGCUGAUUGGGAGGGGGGUGAAAUUGGAACAAACAGCAUUUUAAGGAACAGGCAGAGAUGUACAGAUGUUUUUGUGUGUUAACGUUACUCAGAGCUCAGUCAAAGUGACUUGUUUGUUAACUUUAUAAACAUGCUAUUGACAUGUGGUUUUGUGCAGUUAGUAGUCAUGUGUCAUUUUGAAACAGGUUGUCAAAUACUCCUGCAAUUUUUCAAGUAUUUGAUGGGGGAAUCCCAAAGGUUGAUUGGAGUGUGAAAUACAGGAGCGCAAUGUCAAAAGCAGCUUAUUUUUUGGUGCAAGUGGCAUUGCACUAAACGUAGCUCUUCUCUAGAUAAAUCAUGUCAGAAUUAGCUUAGAAGAAAUUUAUUCUGUGUCAGCUCCACAGCUGCAGUGCUUUAGACUUGAUGUCGCAGUCACUUCCUUCCUUUGUUUUCCUACUUUGUACUCAAAAUGAGAAAAUGAGCAGCUGUGGUUAGAUCUACUUCCCCAAUGUGCACAUUCCAACUUGGAAAGAAUUUUACAACAUAUAAGACUGGAGCACAAAUUUGCUAUAGAACAACUGAUUGUAUUGAACUGAAGUAAGUUCUGUGAAGUAUAACUUAAGUAAUUGACUUCCCCCUAACAGUACAAUGUAUGCAACAAGCAUCUCCUAUGCCCUAGAGGUAGGGAGUCAUAUUGUAUAAAACUUUUUUCAAUAAAUACACCCCAGGCAAAGAA
Branchiostoma floridae (Florida lancelet) is the source of this 4403-nucleotide messenger RNA. RefSeq names its product splicing factor 3B subunit 2-like. The record is from RefSeq and is a predicted model, not a curated record. The transcript is spliced from 26 exons. Gene Ontology annotation, cellular component: nucleus; U2-type spliceosomal complex; precatalytic spliceosome. Lineage: Eukaryota; Metazoa; Chordata; Leptocardii; Amphioxiformes; Branchiostomatidae. The coding region runs from base 60 to 3515 and encodes 1151 amino acids. Gene Ontology annotation, biological process: mRNA splicing, via spliceosome.